UGAAAUCUCUCUUCAACAUGUUCAAUGUAGUAAAAUUCAUGAGUUACGAGUAUUGAUUUUUUUUCAGUAGAAAGGAAUAAAAAUAGAUAUUUACUGUUAAGAGAAGUAACAGUUGAAAAGUCAAAAUGUAGAUAAUAGACAUCCAUUCGAUAUUAGACGUAAAGUUAUGUUAUUCUGAAAGAGCUUUAAUCUUGUUUUAAGGAUUUGUAACCUUUUGAAUGAAUUAUAAAAUCUUAUUAUAUCCGUUGGAAGCGUAGAAGGCAGUUAAGCAAAUAAUACAAGACUCGGAUUGAUUGUGUAACCGAGAGAAGACAACUUCUGUGUGCUGCAAAUAAACACUCAGAUGUCCUUGCAUACAAGGGUUUUGAAUGUAUUUCUACUUGUGUCCUGUUUAGUAAUGUCAUUUGUUUUUAUUGGUUUGAAGCGGCAUACGACCAGUCCAUGUUCGCAUAAUCAUGUUCCGGCUAGAAUCAUACAAUAUGGAUUAGGAGGUACAGCAACAACACUCCAAUUUCAAAUUUUGUGUGUCUUAAUGGCUAUCCUUCAUGAAGCCGAGAUCAAUUCUGUCGGUUGUUACUACGCUAAACAACCAUCUCAUAAAUACAGUGUUAUAAAAACACAUUUUUUAAAAGACAGUUUGCUUCGAAUUUUACCGUCAGAUUCCUGGAUUUUUAUGACAUCGAGUGAUUCAUUGUCAGAAGAGAAGGAGCGACAAUUAGAAGAAGUCAAACGUAAGAUUAAAAAUAUAAGGAUAAAAAUUCCAUAUAUUGCAGAUAUUAAUAUGGUUUCAAAACGCGGACAUUACAUUGUUUAUGAAUACCAGCCUAUAUUUAAUGUAUCAGACAAACAAAUGCAGUUUGCAGUUGAGUACUUGCGCUACUGGGAUAUACUAAGGCUGUGUUGCGGAAAACAAAUGUCGGCGGAUUGGCGAAAUCAUCUAUCGCCUUCAGAGUCUUACAUCUUCCAUCAUGACCCGCACAGUUUAACAUACCCUGCGUGUGAAAUGUAUAAUAUCAGUGAAGUAGAACAACUUAUGAUGAAAACGUAUGUGUACAAACAGUUUGGAAAUGUUCCCUCACUCCAUGAUAUUAUUGGAAAGCCAUCAAAUGUUGACGGUGACAUUGAUGGAUACUACUGUGAUCGCUGUAACAGAAAUAUUUCAACAAAACACUUGGGCUUUAAUGAAAAAUGUGCUUGAUUAGUCUCUUAGUAUUAAUUGUACAUAUAAAUAAUCUUAUAUUAUAGUAAACUCUAUUUAUCAAAA
Messenger RNA from Mercenaria mercenaria, 1264 nucleotides. RefSeq lists its product as uncharacterized. The record is from RefSeq and is a predicted model, not a curated record. Lineage: Eukaryota; Metazoa; Mollusca; Bivalvia; Venerida; Veneridae. Bases 344 to 1198 code for a protein of 284 amino acids. The transcript has 3 exons.